GAUAUAUUGGUGUAGAAUAAAUUAUCCUCCUCAGCUAUUUGCCUUUCUCAGCUCUUCCUCUGUGUCAUGCAGGGCUCAUCUCCCUUGAUGAGCAAAAUGUUUGGGACUGUGGUGGUUGGAGUUGGAAUUGCUGGCUUAGCACGAAUCCGAGACUUGAUGAAUCCGAUGCCUUCCAGCCCUUCAGAACACCUGAAACUCUUCGGAUUUGUAUCCAGGAGGAGUUUUGGCAAUAUUAAUGAGGCAAAGCAGAUUAGCCUGGAAGAUGCUCUGAGAAACAAAGACAUCCAUGCAGCCUUCAUCAGCACAGAGAACAGAAGCCAUGAAGAAACCAUCAGAAUGUUCUUAGAAGCUGGGAAACAUGUCCUCGUAGAGUACCCCAUGGCUUUGUCUGCUAAGGCAGCCCAUGAUCUCUGGGAGAUGGCUGAGCAGAAAGGUAAAGUACUCCAUGUGGAGCACAUUGAACUUCUUACUGAAGAGUACAAGCAGCUGAAAAAAGAGGUGGCUGGGAAAGACCUGGUGAAGGGAACAUUGCAUUUCACAGGUAGUGUCCUUGAUGAAAACAAAUCAGGAUUCCCAGCUUUCAGUGGAAUUGCCCGUCUGACAUGGCUGAUUGACCUCUUUGGAGACCUCACUGUUACCUCUGCCACCAGAGAGAAGCAGAAGGAUAAGAAUUAUUCCAGAAUGACUGUUCACUUUCAGACUGCAAACAAGAAACCCUUGACUUGGAUUGAAGAAAGAGGACCAGGGAUGAGACGUGAAAAGAAAAUCAACUUCUGUUUCACAAGUGGUUGCCUGGAGAACUUCCCUGAAGCCCCAAGGUCUUCUGUGGGCCUUUUCAUGCAGGAUCAGAACCUCUUUGCCAAGAAACUGCUGGGCCAGGUCUCCAAGGAGGAGCUGGCUGCUGAGAAAUGGCGAAUUUUGCGGUGUCUUGACCUUGCCGAGGUGAUCCAACAGUACUGUGAAGAGCCAGAGAAAAUCUAUUCCUGAGGCUGCUCUUAGGGAAGAAAGAAUAUGGCAGAUGGAAAAGCUGUAGGGCUAGAACUCACUGUUGCCAUCAAGCAGUUGCUAUUUCUGUUUCCAUUACCUUCUUUUUGACUACUUGUGAUUCCUGGGCUCUCCAGGUGUUCUGGGAGAGUCUGGGCUAUACCCUGUGCCUUCUGGUUUGCACCAGUCCUAAACAAUUCACCUGCUCUGAUGCAUCCCUCUCCUUUCAGGUAGUUAGAACCUAGCAACAACAAGCUUUCCUGUGGUUCAGCUGGGAAUAUCCCUGACAGUAGAUCCUUCAGGACUGUAAAUAAUAUACAUAAUUCUCUCUCCCAGGGUCUGUUCCCCCAUUCCAGAUAUGUCUGGAAAUGAACAUGCCUCAAUAGUAUUCACGUACUAUUUUCUAGAAUGAAGUUCCUGUUCAGUUUUCCACCUCUUUACUUGAAAUACAGAACUUGUGCCACCACAGUCCUGACCAUUUCUUCCAAUCGCUCUGAAUUGUUCUGUGUGGUUGCUCUAAUUAAUAGUUUUGCUUGUUAGGUAUGUGGGGGGUAGGGAGGGGAAAGAGGAGGAGUUAUGUAUAUUUGGGGUUUUUUUGGGGGUGGCUGGAUUUCACACUGGAGGUCAACUACAGUCAAAUUAAAUCUAUACUGGGUAUCAAACCAGAGUAGAAGAGUCUUGUCUCUUCAUAGGGAGUUGUUGAUUUCAUUCAGUUUCUCAGGUGCCCUGUGCCAACAUAGAAAUCUUUUCUAUGAGGUUAGAAACAUGUAUUGAACUAAUGCAUUGCCUGUCUGCUGUCUACUGAACCUAAAUAUUUUUGGGUUUGCACUGAAAGCAGCAUAUUAUUCUCCUUCAUUUGUGUUUUAAUUCAGCAUGGGAAUGGAUCAUAUAAAAAAAAUAAUAAAUAUCUUGCAUUUAAGAAAAGAAGAUCACUAAUGCAUUCCUGGAAACAGAGAAAUUCAUUAGGAAUAGUGAUAAAUUUAGAACAGUAUUGUAGAAAACAGAGCAAUUUGCAAGUAUAUCCAUAUACUUAUGUCGUGGUUCAACCACAGCUGGUAGCUAAGCACCAGUCAGCUUAUUGUACCUCAGUGGGAUGGGGGAGAGAAUCAGAAAGGUGACAGUGAGGGGAAAAAAGGUGAGUUAAUGACAGUUUAACAGAUAAAGCAAAAGCUGCACAUGCAAGCAAAGCAAAAUAGGGAAUUUAUUCACUCCUUCCCAUGGGCAGGCAGGUGUUCAGCCACACCCCAGGAAAUCAGGGCUACAUCACACACAACAGCUACUUGGGAAAACAAGUGCCAUUGCUCCAAAUGUACCCCCCCACCCCCCCCCCCCCCCCCCCCCCCUUCAGUCUCCUUCCCCAGCUUUAUGUGCCAUAUGGAAUGGAGUACUGCUUUGUGGUCAGCUGUCCUGACUGUGACCCCUCCCAAAUCCUUGUGCACCCACAGCCUGCUUGCUAAUGGGAUGGGGUGAGAAGCAGGAAAGGCCUUGAGGCUGUGCAAACAUGGCUUAGCAGUAAUUAAACAUCCCUGUGUUAUCAACACUGUUUCCAGCAAAAUCCAAAACACAGCCCCCCAAUUCAGCGACUCUGAAUGAAAUUAACUCGACCCCAGCCAAAACCAGCCCAGGUUAUAGCACAGGACACCUGUGGGAAUGGGUCUUUAGCAUUUUUACUGUAGUCACAGGAUCACAUAUGAAAACAUUAUCACUUCCCUAAAGAAGCAUUUUCGUUUUAGAUGCCUAAGCACUGUCUAAAUUAACAAUUCCUCUGAUUGCCUUUUACUUUCUAAUUACAGCAUCUGUUGGUGCUAUAUUAAUAUAGAAGCAAACUUCAGUCUGUGCAAUUGUUCUUUCAAACUCAGUCUUUUUUUUUUUUCUAUUUCAUAAUUUGGGCAACUUUUUAAUAAGGGAGCAUAUAUGUUGUGAAUGUAUUCAUAACUGCAGCCAGUCAAUAUUGACAGUUGAAUGUCUUCCUUUGGGUAAAUGUUCGUUCAGCAGUUGGAUACAAUUCAGUCUGCUGGAAACAAGAAAGGUCUGUACAAUUUUCUCCCAAAUCAGUCAGAUUUUAGCAGUGACUGGAGCUUGAUGUGUGAAUGAAUUCUGCAUGUGGCAUUUGUUUAAAUCUACCCUAUCUGUUAAAAUCAGUGAAAACUCCUGUUGCCUUCAGUGGAUUGAGGCCCCUGUGAGCUGGCAGCAGAUUUGUGCAGGUAGAUCCUGUGUUUGUCCACCCAAAUGGAUAUUUUACUGAGCAUUCACAGGGACUUCUGUGCCACUGUGGUGGUGGACAUGGCCUGGGCAGAUCUGAUGUUCUAUGAGAGGGAGAAAAGUGAAUUUUUGGCAAAACACAAACAGUCCAUCUGGGAUAAGAAUUACUUAGAAUCUUCUGUGUAUGUCUGCUAGGUAUGACAUCCAGUGAAAGGCCCUGUUCCUUGACAAACUCCUGAUCUGUGUCUAUGGGGUGAAUGCCACUUGUUUACAUGCUAAAUCAUAAUGGGUAGUUGAGGAGGGAGGGAAAAGGAGAUUCACACAUCUCUAGGCAUCAGAAUUAGAACAUCUCCCUGAGCAUGCUCUGCAAUUGCUGGUGAGAGCAGUAUUUCCCUAGGAAACAGGGAAUAAAUUCAUGGGAGUUUUGAAGAGCAGCAGUAUAAUAUUGUGCAGUGAACUGUCCCCUGGAAAAGCUUGUCUCUAUAGAGAGCACCUGGGGAAAUUAGCUGGUUAAUUUGAGCUAGGGAAGGCAGCUGUCUAGAGGUUGGAUAAUCCACAUUCUCCUUCAUUCCCCUCCCAUCCCUUCCAGCUACCGUGCUUACUUACUACUGUCUGUCCUGCUACUGGCAGCCUGUAUUGUUUAAAUGGUUUUUCCUUCUGCCCUGUGAAUUUGCCAAGGUACUGUGAUUGUUUGUAUAUGGGAGCUACUGGAUGUCCAGUUCCAAAUGUAUGUAUUGUUCAACCAAGUGUCAAACUCACCAAUAAAAUCCUGG
Messenger RNA from Pseudopodoces humilis (Tibetan ground-tit), 3959 nucleotides. It is a transcript of the gene BLVRA, whose product is annotated as biliverdin reductase A. Gene Ontology annotation, cellular component: cytoplasm. The record is from RefSeq and is a predicted model, not a curated record. Gene Ontology annotation, molecular function: nucleotide binding; zinc ion binding; biliverdin reductase [NAD(P)H] activity. Lineage: Eukaryota; Metazoa; Chordata; Aves; Passeriformes; Paridae. Gene Ontology annotation, biological process: heme catabolic process.